AUGGUUCCCAAUCGCAAUGACGCGGCGGUGCGCCCAGCCCACGAUGUCCAUACUAACGUCACGGCCAAUACGCAGCGCAAUCGCUCGCCUCCCGCGCCGCGCAUGGCGGCUACUCCCCGCGCCAACACAGAUCCGGCCAUAUCGUUCGGCUCAAACACCGCAACAGAACCUCCUGCGCCGAUUAUCGAGCGACACGAACUUGAAACGAUACACUCCAAGUCGCCCCUCGCUGGCGUGAACAAGAUCGAUAGCGUUGACAAUGUCGCCGCAAGCGCUGGUGCGUCGGCCGCUGCUAGCAACUCCAGCCGGGACGCCAAACCCUCGUUUCGCGACCGACUGGGCCAUCUAAGACCCGACCGACUUGCGACGAACAAGCGGCGUCGCCAGAUGCACGGUAUGCUAUGCAAGGAAAAGGCCAGAGACCGCGUCGCCGCUAUAUACCAGACCAUUAUCAUCGAAGGCCUCCUGCGCCGGAAACCGCUGCCGCCAUCCCGCGAUGGUCGGCAUAUUCCUAUGAAUCACCCCAACGACCUAGUCGACGAGCGCAGUGGUGGGCACUACUGCAGCAACUUUAUCCGCUCCUCGCGCUACACUGUCUACGACUUUGUUCCGAAGCAGCUGAUAUUUCAGUUUAGCAAGCUAGGCAACUUUUACUUUCUCGUCAUGGGCAUCUUGCAGACCAUUCCAGGACUGAGCACUGUCGGACGGUGGACGACGAUCGGACCGCUACUUGCUUUUGUAGCAUUUAGCAUGGCCAAAGAGGGACUCGAUGACUACCGCAGAUAUGGACUUGAUAAGUCGGAGAAUCGAAGCAGUGCGCUGGUGCUGUCGCGCAAGGACGGCCGAAAACGAAACCUGGCACAUAUGCAGCGGAUCAAGCUGCGCAACGAUAAAGACAAUGUGACCGUCGAAGAGAUAGCGCUAGGCGGCCUUGAACAGACUCGCUUCAGCUCCGACUGGGUUGAGCUUGACUGGCAGCAAGUCCGCGUCGGUGACGUCGUCCGCCUGCACCGUGACCAAAACGUGCCUGCGGACAUGGUGCUGCUGCACGCCACAGGCCCCAACAACGUUGCCUACAUUGAGACCAUGGCGUUGGAUGGCGAGACCAAUCUCAAAGCGAAACAGGCAUCCCCACCACUUGCCACUCGUUGCGAAACAAUGGACGGCCUGCGCAAGACCCAGGCAGUCGUUGUGUCGGAGGAUCCCAACAUUGAUCUCUACAGCUACGACGGCAGAGUCAUGGUUGAUGGGGAGGCGUUGCCUUUGACUCUCAACAAUGUCGUCUACCGUGGGUCGACUCUACGCAACACGACUGCGGCUAUUGGUCUCGUUGUCAACUCGGGCGAAGAAUGCAAGAUCCGCAUGAACGCCCACAAAAACGUGCGCACAAAGAAGCCGGCCAUGCAGUCCGCCAUCAACAUGAUGAUUCUCUUUCAAAUUUUCAUCGUCGUCAUGCUUGCCAUUGGCUUCACCAUCGGCUAUUACCUCUGGGAAGGAGAUGUCGAGGACAAGUCUUUUUACCUCUACCAAAACGGCAGUUAUGAUGCCUCUGUACCCUUUCGAGAGAUUUUCUUUGGUUUCCUCAUCAUGUUCAACACUCUCAUCCCGCUCUCGCUAUACAUCAGUCUGGAAAUUGUGAAGCUGGGCCAGCUGCUGCUGUUGCAUGACGCUGACAUGUACGACCCUGUCUCGGAUACUCCCAUGGUGGCUAAUACCACGACGAUUCUGGAAAACUUGGGCCAAAUCAGCUACGUUUUCUCCGACAAGACAGGCACGUUGACGGAAAAUUUAAUGCGAUUUCGCAAACUUUCUGUCGCUGGGGUUUCUGUCUUGCACGACAUGGAUGUCUUACGGGAUGAGAAACUCAAGAAGGGCAAGCUGGCCUCAUACAAGGACUCAAAUAAGCGUGGGAAUCACCACACAAAUACCACAGCGUCAGCAGAGCCAGUUGGGCGCACAUCCAUGGGGUCUUACACCCACUGGAAGUCAUCCGUCCGACCCAACGACGAGCCAGACAUGAAAACAGAAGAGUUGCUCGAGUAUAUCCGCUCCAAACCAAACACCACCUUUUCUCGCAAGGCCAAGCUCUUUCUUCUGUGUAUUGCCCUUUGCCACACUUGCUUACCCGAACACAAAGAAGACGGUUCCAUUGAAUUCCAGGCCGCAUCUCCCGACGAGCUUGCGCUUGUCGAAGCUGCACAGGAUCUGGGCUAUAUGCUUGUUGAUCGCCCCGCUCAGAGCAUCAAGCUGCAGACGAUUGACGCAGAAGGACACCAGGUGGUUGAAUCUUACCAGAUAUUGGACGUGAUUGAAUUCACCAGCCAGCGAAAACGCAUGUCUAUUAUCCUUCGCAUGCCCGAUAAUACCAUUUGCGUGAUUUGCAAAGGUGCCGACAAUAUCAUUACUUCGCGGCUAAAGCUUAGCCACCUCGCCGAGGAGAAGGCCCGUCACAUCGGUCACAGAGCCAGCAUGCGAAAGACGUUUGAGAAGAACAAGGCGUUGCAAAGAAUGAGCAUGCAGAUGAGUGCUCGCUCCACGCCCAGAAAUAGUCUCACCAUGAAGAAUCGCGACUCGACAGAUAUUCGCGACGGUGUGCGGCGAAGCAUUGGUCGCUACUCUGUGGAUGGUACUCGGCUGGGAGAAGGCCCUCCCUCAUGGCUGCAAAGACGUCGUACCGAGGACUAUGGAACUCCCCGCCACUCGGCUGACUUGCUCAAUACUAACCGCCUCAGCCUCAACCGUGUCGUCUCGUUUGAUGCCAUUGACCGCCGUGUUGACGAGAGCGUAGCUGCGAGCGAUGCUGCAAUCUUUGAAAGAUGCUUCCAGCAUAUCGAUGAUUUUGCCACCGAGGGCCUGCGUACGCUGCUUUACGGCUACCGCUACAUUGACGAAGAUACCUACACAAAAUGGAAGGCAAUGUAUCGCGAAGCGGAGACCAGCCUCGUCGACCGUCAACAGCGUGUUGAAGCGGCCGGUGACGUGAUUGAGCACAAGUUUGAUUUGGCUGGUGCGACAGCUAUCGAAGACAAAUUGCAGGAUGGCGUGCCGGAAACCAUCGAUAAGCUGAGCCGCGCCAACAUCAAAGUCUGGAUGCUCACCGGUGACAAGCGUGAGACGGCAAUUAAUAUUGCGCAUUCUGCGCAUGUCUGCAAGCCUUACUCUGAACUGUAUAUAUUAGACGCAAACGCGGCUGGAACGUUGACGGAUCAACUGACCAUGACACUUACCGACGUCAGUCGCGGCAUGGCGCCCCAUACUGUCUUGGUUGUGGAUGGCCAGACCCUCACCAAAAUUGACACUGACAGCGAUCUCUCCAUUCUCUUCUACGACCUGGUUAUUCGCGUCGACUCUACCAUCUGCUGCCGCGCGUCUCCCUCGCAGAAGGCCGAACUGGUCAAGGCCAUCCGACGCUAUGUCCCCAGCAGUAUGACCCUCGCCAUCGGUGACGGCGCCAACGACAUUGGCAUGAUCCAAGCUUCGCAUGUCGGUAUUGGCAUUUCCGGUCGCGAGGGCCUGCAAGCGGCUCGAAUUGCCGACUAUUCCAUUGCGCAGUUUCGCUUCCUAGAGAAGCUCCUAUUUGUCCACGGUCGCUGGAACUAUCUACGCACUGGAAAGUAUGUGCUGGCCACCUUUUGGAAAGAAAUCUUCUUCUACCUCCUCCAGGCGCACUUUCAGCGCUUUACAGGCUAUACAGGCACUUCACUGUUCCAGUCGACUAGUCUCACGCUGUUCAACACGCUGUUCUCGUCGCUCGCUGUCAUCCUACCCGGUAUUUUUGAGAGGGACCUGCGCGCCGAGACACUCUUGGCUGUGCCGGAGUUGUAUACUUUUGGCCAGCGGAACAAGGCGUUCAACUACCGGCUGUACAUUGGAUGGAUGCUGAUGGGAAUUGCCAGCAGCUUCAUCGUCUAUUACAUUACCUGGGCCGUGUACAAUUCAUCCCUCUUCACGGAAGACACUUCCCUAUAUGCCAUGGGCACCAUUUGCUUCACCGUCGGCGUCGUCUUCAUCAACACCAAGCUUUUCAUCAUAGAACUGCAUAGCAAAACUGUCAUUACGUUUACCGGCUAUGUUAUUACGACUGGCGGCUGGUUCGUCUGGCUGUUGAUUCUCAACAAGCUCAUUUCCCCGGCGAUGAAUGUCUACCUCGUUCAUAAUACAUUCACCCGCAACUUUGGCGCGCAUCUUCAGUGGUGGACAGCCCUGCUCCUCGCUCUGACGGGGCCCAUCAUGCUGGAGCUCGUCGCUCAGAGCGUCCGCAGGGUAUAUUGGCCGACAGAUACAGAUCUUAUGCAGCGCCUGGAAAAGGAAAUCGAUGUACAGAAGAUGAGGGCCCUCUUUGACCCAGAACCGGAGACCUAUUAUCCCCACGACGACGACGAACAAGCUACUGCUAGUAACUUGCGCGACCGUAGGGCCGACGUUGCUUCGACAGGAAUCAGCCAUACUCUCGACAAUAGCCCUACCACCGCCAGUCGAUUCUCACAGUCGGAUACGCCGCGAAGGGCGCCGGCUACCAGGGCCAGUCUUGAUGAGUACAGACCAGCGCAGUCUACGCAGCUGGCGGAGGAACUGGACAAUCCGCCUAUCAGACCCCGUGCCAAACUGGAGCAAAUACAAGGCGACUAG
Cordyceps militaris CM01 is the source of this 4629-nucleotide messenger RNA. Its product is annotated as haloacid dehalogenase-like hydrolase, putative. Lineage: Eukaryota; Fungi; Ascomycota; Sordariomycetes; Hypocreales; Cordycipitaceae. Gene Ontology annotation, cellular component: plasma membrane. The coding region runs from base 1 to 4629 and encodes 1542 amino acids. The transcript has a single exon. Gene Ontology annotation, molecular function: ATP hydrolysis activity; ATPase-coupled intramembrane lipid carrier activity; magnesium ion binding. Gene Ontology annotation, biological process: phospholipid translocation; intracellular protein transport; post-Golgi vesicle-mediated transport. The record is from RefSeq and is a predicted model, not a curated record.